Molecule: messenger RNA, 1803 nt
Organism: Bufo gargarizans (Asiatic toad)
Lineage: Eukaryota; Metazoa; Chordata; Amphibia; Anura; Bufonidae
Product: oocyte zinc finger protein XlCOF6.1-like
Exons: 3
Coding region: 393-1655 (420 amino acids)
Biological process (GO): negative regulation of transcription by RNA polymerase II; regulation of cytokine production; regulation of immune system process
Source: RefSeq, a predicted model, not a curated record
UGUAGUUUUGUCUCCUGGUGAACUCCGCGAAUGUAGUUGAAUAUUUGACGUCUCCAAUAACAGGAGAAGAGAAAAGCUAAAGCCGGGUGGAAGGCGCUCCAUUAUCUGGAUUUAGUAAAAGAGACGAUUUUACAGCAGGUUCAGAGUCCCUGGAAAGAAACACCUGAGAGGACUCUCCAGGCUCCUGAUAUCGAUGGUCCUUGGGAUAGGUUGGUGACGGUUCGACUUCCCACAAACUUGAGGAACUGCCGGAAAACUCUUCUCCCAGUCCAUACCAAGAGAGAAUAGAAGCUCAGGACGGCAAUAUCUCCUCACAUGUCCACUUCUCUCCAAACAGGUUUCUAGUACACAGGACCCGCGGUCCAUAUCUGCUGCAGAAGGUUAUAUCCCUGAUGGAUACAGUCAACAAGAUGGAGGAGAGAAUGUUAGAUCUCACCCUAGAGAUCAUCUUCUGGCUCACUGGAGAGGUACUGAAAGGGCAUAACGAUGAGAACAAUAUCCGUGCUGCAGAGUCUAAUAUGAGGCCUGAUGACCAGUGCAAGGAGGACAUCCCUACAGACAACCACCCAGAUGAGUGUUCCAGGAGCUCGGAGAGACAUCUGAUGCCUUCAGACAUAAAAGCAGAUGAUUGUGGUGUCACACAAGAUACAUGUGAAGAACGUGUUAUUGUCCCAGAUAGACCCUCAGUCCUUCACAGUCAUAACAUAUCAUCUGAUCCUAUUAAAUGGGUCCUACUGUCCGAUUCGUCACAGAAUGAGAAGCAGAGAUGUGCUGGACAUCAAAUAAGUCACCUGGUGGAGAAGCAGUAUUUAUGUUCAGAAUGUGACAAAUGUUUUACUUCAAAGUCACAUCUUGUUAUACAUCAGAGAAUUCACACAGGAGGGAAACGAUUUUUAUGUUCAGAAUGUGGGAAAUGUGUUAAUCUGAACUCCACUCUUGCUGAAGAUGAGAGAAUUGUCAUAAGAGUGAAACGAUUUCCAUGUUCAGUAUGUGGCAAAUGUUUUACGUCAAAAUCACAGCUUGUUAAACAUGAGAGAACUCACACAGGAGAGAAGCCAUUCUCAUGUUCAGAAUGUAAAAAGUGUUUUUCUCUGAAAUCACAUCUUGUUAUACAUCAGAGACUUCACACAGGAGAGAGACCAUAUUCAUGUCCAGAAUGUGGGAAAGGCUUCACUCUUAAAUUAUCUCUUGUUGAACAUCAGAGAAUUCACAUAGGAGAGAGGCCAUUUUCAUGUUCAGAAUGUGGCAAAUGUUUUACUCGGAAAUCAGAUCGUGCUAAACAUCAGAGAAUUCACACAGGAGAGAAGCCGUAUUCCUGUUCAGAAUGUGGGAAAUGUUUUACUCGGAAAUCAGAUCUUGUAAACCAUCAGAGAAUUCACACAGGGGAGAGGCCAUUUUUAUGUUCAGAAUGUGGGAAUUGUUUUACUGUGAAAUCAGCUCUUCUUAAACAUCAGAGACUUCACACGGGAGAAAAGCCGUUUUCAUGUUCAGAAUGUGGGAAAUAUUUUGCUCUCAAAUCAAGUCUUUUUAAACAUCUGAGAGUUCACACAGGGGAGAAGCCGUAUUCAUGUUCAGAAUGUGACAAAUGUUGUACCUCAAAAUCAGAUCUUGUUAAACAUCAGAGAAUUCACACACAGAGAAGCCAUUUUCAGUGACCAUACCUCCUGGUGCGAGUUCAGUUUCCACAUAAGGCUGCUUUCACACUGGCGUUUCUGGGUCUGCUUGUGAGAUCCGUUUCAGGGCUCUCACAAGCGGCCCAAAACGGAUCAGUUCAGCCCCAAUGCAUUCUGAAUGGUUAAGGAU